GUCAUUUCGCCUCUUAUCUUUCAAAUUCAAAUAUAAAAGUUUCGGCAACGGUCAUCGUCUUACUCUCUCUCACACACACAGUCGUCCUUCUCCUCUCACACCUCUCUCUCCCUCCGCCGCUCCAAAUCCCCAAAUUGACACAGCAUAUAUCCAAUUUCCUAUCUCGGGAAGAAUCACCGCAUCACCGGUGACCAACCAAACACAACCGAUUACCGACGAUGAGAUCCACCGUGGAGACUCGCGGCAGCGACAGUGGAUUCCUGGGGAGCAUAUCGGCCUCUUCCAUCAGAAAUUUGCUUCCGAGAUCCAUCUCUUCCAAGAAGAAGCACAGGUCCAAGUUCUUCCGCAGCGAGAACGAUCCUCCUCUGCACCCCAACAUUCAAAUCAGCGAUCCUCCGCUCUCUCCUUCGCUUCCAAAACCCUUGAUUUCCUCCAAAUCGCUCCAAUCCGAUGUUCAGCCUGCGAUUCCCUCCUCGCCGGACCGUCCGACUGUCCAGAAGGUGGAGGCUGCGGAAUCAGUGGAGAAGAACGAAUUAUCGGAAGCUUCUGAUCCGUCCGUGAAGGUUGUAGUGAGAAUUAGGGUUUUGAAUGACCAGAGAAGGGAGCGCAGUCGAACAGUGAGGAAGGAUUCUUCAGAUUCACUGUCGAUUGGUGAUAGAAACUUCACAUUCGAUUCUGUUUUAGACUCCAAUUCGACCCAGGAAGAUGUGUUCCGGGAAGUUGGAAUUCCGUUGGUUCAGAGUGCAUUGGCUGGGUACAAUGCUUCUAUCUUGUCUUAUGGACAGUAUAUACUAUAUAUUGAUUUGCUUACUGGUGGUGGGUUCUUUCCAUUUGCGAUUCAAAAGACUGGAAGUGGGAAGACCUACACAAUGUGGGGUCCUCCAAGCGCCAUGGUUGCGGAUCCUUCACCUAGCAGUCACCAGGGAAUUGUUCCUCGGAUUUUCCAAAUGUUGUUUGAUAAGAUUCAAAAAGAGCAAGAUAGCUCUGAAGGAAAGCAGACUAAUUACCAGUGCAGGUGUUCUUUCCUUGAGAUAUAUAAUGACCAAAUUGGGGACUUGCUUGAUCCAGUUCAGCGGAACCUUGAGAUAAUGGAUGAUCCAAAAAAUGGAUUGUUUGUGGAGAAUUUGACUGAGGAGUACGUGACUAGUUAUGAGGAUUUAGCUCAAAUGUUAAUCAAGGGGCUUUCAAGUAGAAAAGUUGGAGCAACAAGUGUAAACUCUAAGAGCUCUAGAUCUCAUAUUGUGUUUACUUUCAUAAUCGAAUCCUGGUGUAAGGGGAUGUCGUCAACAUGUUUCAGUAGUUCAAAGAUUAGCAGAAUUAGCUUUGUAGAUCUUGCCGGGAUCGACAGGAAUAAACCUGACGAUUCAGGGAGGCAGCUAGCCAGGGAAAGCAAACAUGUGAAGAAGUCCCUCUCUCAGCUUGGGCAAAUUGUGAGCAGUCUCGCAAAAGAAGAUCAACCUGAAAAAUUCAGAGAUGUUCCUUAUGAAGAGUCCUGUUUAACACAUUUGCUUCGGGAGUCACUUGGCGGAAAUACCAAGCUGACGGUUAUCUGCAACAUCUCUCCUGAUAAUAGAAAUGACAAUGAGACCUUAAGGACACUUAGAUUUGGACAGCGAAUCAAGUCGAUCCAAAAUAAACCGGUAAUAAAUGAAAUAUCGGAGGAUGAUGUAAAUGAUUUGAGUGAUCAGAUACGCCAACUCAAGGAGGAGCUCAUCCGGGCAAAAUAUGACACAUGUAAAUCAGCUGGAAGUAAAAGUGGUUACUUCAGGGGGCGGAAUGUGCGUGACAGCUUGAAUAGCUUAAGAGUUAGCUUGAACCGCUCUUUAAUGAUGCCCAAGAUUGAUGUUGAUUCCGACGAUGAGGCUAACAUUGCUGACGUGGAUGAUGUAAUGGAACUGCACAACCAUCUCAAGAAGCUCCGAAUUUCAGGCGAGGAGAACUUAACAGAUGUAUCCGACAACAGGGAUUCUGUGCAUUUCACAUCAGUAGACCAAAGUUUUGAAACUGAUGCCAUGACUGAAGAUGGUGAUGAAGUCGAUGGUCCAGCUAGAGCUGAAAAUGAAGAAAUUGAUUCAUUGAAGAACAAGAAAGGCAUAGACGAACUUUCAAGCAGCCUUAUCGUAGAUCCUGCUUCUAUCAGGCGUAGCAUAUCUAUCAGCUUGUGCCGCCAGUCUCAAGUUCUCCAAGAACCACUGCUGUCUGAAUCUCCUAAAAUUGGAAAUACCAGGAAGAGCACGGCCAUCUCACCAUCAGCAUUUUCCUCGAGUCAGAAUAAUGUUUCAGAGAGCUCAAACUUCCACUCAAUUGGAGCAAGUCGGUCGUUUAGGAGAAGUGAGCAGAUUAGAUCGUCACUGCGUUCAAGCAAGGUAUUGGGAGGCCCCACUGAGUCCCUGGCUGCUAGCCUUCAGAGGGGCUUGCAGAUAAUUGACCAUCACCAACGAGCCUCGCCGCUGUCCAACAGAUCCACGGCAUCUUUCUCUUUCGAACACUUCGCAUUGAAACCAACUGCUUCGGUUCACAAGUCCAUGGAAGGUUCCCUCCCAUCUACUGAAGAAGUGGCUUCUUCAGGCUCUUUACUUUGUUCAUCGUGUCGCGAAAAAGUUGUGGUCGAUGAAACCUCUACUCAGGCUGCGGCAGGCUGUGAAGUAGCCAAUCCUGAUGAACUGAGCAAGCGUUCAAGCGGUGAUGAGCUAGUGAAAGUUAGCACUAGAGAGAAGGAAUUUGAAAUUCUUUGCAAGGAGCAGGCAGCAAAAAUUGAGGAGCUAAAUAAGAUGGUUGAAGAAUACAAACAAGUUGCAGAACAGCAGCCCAUGCAAAAUGGCUAUAUACUAGCUCUGGAGGCACCAUCCAAGUGUUUGAGACCUGGUUCUAAGGAGGGAAAUGACGAAUGUGAAGUGAAAGAAAUGGUUUCAGAUGAAGCACACACAAGUUCCGACACGAGGGAGAAAGAAGAACUUCUGAACGAAAUCGAAACUCUAGAGGCCAAGUUGAAGACGUAUACCGACGCACCACCUUCAACGAAAUCUACCGACUUGCUCAGAUCAUCUCUGCUCACACGAUCCAUUCAAUUCCGGAAGAGCAUAGACAUGCGUCGCAGCAAUUCCAGCUCCUUCAACGACGUCGAAGAACUGGAGAAGGAAAGACAGAGGUGGACGGAAAUGGAGAGCGACUGGAUCUCCCUAACCGACGAGCUGAGGAUCGACCUCGAGUCCAGCCGCCGGCAGGCAGAGAAAGUGGAGACGGAGCUCAGGCUGGAGAAGGCCGUGACCGAAGAAUUGGACGACGCUCUCCACAGGGCCGUGGUUGGACACGCCAGGAUGGUGGAGCACUACGCCGAUCUGCAGGACAGGCACAACGACUUGGUUGCCAAGCACCGAGCAAUGAUGGAAGGAAUAGCAGAGGUGAAGAGGGCUGCAGCCAAGGCGGGAACCAAAGGCGGCCGCCGGUUCGCCAAGUCGCUGGCGGCAGAGCUUUCUGCGUUGAGGGUGGAGAGGGAGAGGGAGAGGGAGCUGCUGAGGAAGGAGAACAAGAGCUUGAAGCUCCAGCUUAGGGAUACUGCUGAAGCUGUUCAUACUGCAGGGGAAGUGCUCGUCAGGCUGAGGGAAGCUGAGGAAGCUGCAUCGUUUGCCGAGGACAAAUGUGGGAGCGUUGGGGAAGAGAAUGAGAAGCUGAAGAAGCAGAUGGAGAAGAUGAAGAGGAAGCACAAGAUGGAGAUGGUGACGAUGAAGCAGUAUCUGGCGGAUAGCAGGCUGCCGGAGAGUGCACGGCGGCCGAUGUACGACGGAGAAGAGUCGGAGUUGCUGCCGGAGAGUAGUGUACCGGAUGAUGAUCAGGCGUGGAGAGCUGAGUUUGGAGCCAUCUAUCAAGAUCACCAUUACUGAUCAGAAUUGAUUGAUUACUGGUGAAACAGGGAGCUAGUUUGUAACGAAAUUGUUUGAUUAGAGUUUCGAGACCCUACUCGGGUCAAUGCUUUAUUGUUGUUGGCUGUCGGCUAUUUGCUUGUUCAAAAUUCAUUUUUUGUUGUGUCGAGAUCCUAAUGUUGUGGUCUUCUGAAAUUUUUUAUUUGUGUAUAAAUGAUUUGAAAUAACAUUUCCAAAUUGGUGAACAAAAACAUGCACCUCAUCGAGAUAACAUGAGGGU
Linum tenue is the source of this 4140-nucleotide messenger RNA. Lineage: Eukaryota; Viridiplantae; Streptophyta; Magnoliopsida; Malpighiales; Linaceae. The record is from the annotation of a GenBank genome assembly.